This is a messenger RNA of Darwinula stevensoni, 1915 nucleotides long. NCBI's taxonomy places the organism in Eukaryota, Metazoa, Arthropoda, Ostracoda, Podocopida, Darwinulidae. The record is from the annotation of a GenBank genome assembly.
GAGGCUAGUACCCACGCGGUACGUGUACUCCGACGCUGGGCUUUCAUUCUGAUUCUGUGAUUGUGGUCCUCUCGUUUCCGUGUCGUUUCUGUCCGUGUGAAUGUGACCGAAUGUGUGGGACAUCAUGAUCUCCCUGGAUAAGGAUAAACUGGAGAGGCUCGUGCAGAUCUUUAUGCACAAGUCGGCGAUGCAGAUGCAUGCUCGGGAGGCGCAUCGGAACGAGGUGAAGCCGCAUCAGUGCCAACAGUGUCUCAAGUCCUUUUCCUCCAACCAUCAGCUGGUGCAACACAUCCGGGUGCAUACGGGCGAGAAACCCUACAAGUGUUCCUACUGCGACCGCCGAUUCAAACAGCUCUCCCACGUUCAACAACACACACGACUUCACACUGGAGAGCGUCCGUACAAGUGUCACAUUGCAGAGUGCGGUCGAGCCUUCAUCCAGCUGUCGAAUUUGCAACAACACUUGCGAAACCACGAAAGUCAGGUCGAAAGGUCCAAGAACCGACCAUUCCACUGCAACAUCUGCGGAAAGGGUUUCGCCACGGAAUCCUCUCUUCGAACUCACACCGGCAAGCAUGCAGCCCUGCUUGGGGGACCGAAUGCCCAGAGUUGCCCCGUUUGUCACAAACUCUUCUUCUCCGGAGAAUCGCUCAUGGAGCACAUGAAAUACACGCACAAGGAUCCCAAUGCCUCUGGGGUUGCCAGCAAACGGCGGAACACGCAUCACCCGUGCCCCGUAUGUGGAAAGCAUUACGUGAAUGAGGGAAGCCUGAGGAAACACCUCGCCUGUCACCCGGAAGCGGCCCAGAUCUCUUCCUCGUUACGCAUGUGGCCCUGCUCUGUCUGCCAGGCCGUCUUCCCUCACGAGGCUGGUCUACUGACGCACAUGGAGCAGCUUCGGAUGGACCCGAAGCACCAGUUCGCGGCACAGUACGUGCUGAGCCGAGCAGCGGCAGAGCGUCGGGAGCGGGAAACCCUCCUGGCAGCUGCUUCCGUCGUCGUCUCCAACCCUACCUCCACGAACGGACACUUCGGGAAUCUGCACAUCCCUGGAGCUGGCAGACAUGGCCAUCCCAUGUCCCUCCACCAACACCUUGGCUCCCUUCCUCCUCUUUCCUCUUCCCACUCCCAGGAUCAAGGGGACGGGAGUGGGACACCGAUGACCGUCCCCACACCGACUCCCACCAGUCCCCCUGGAGAUGGAGGCGAACCACCACUGUCGCUGUCUAGUACUCCUCAUCCCACUCCUAGUGAGUCCGGGAUGAGCCCCAACGGUCUCCUCACUCCCAAUCCUAUUCAACAAGCUCAACAAGGACCAUCCGGUCACCACCCCUCACACAGCUCCACGCCGUCCCCGGCCCUUCUUCUCGCUCCCCCAAGUCAGCCUAUACCGACUACAUCUGAAGUAGCAUUGAGGGAAUGCCUGAGGCUAGUCACAAGCCAGGCAGUGGCAAUGGGAGCCAGUGCACAAGAUGAAGUCCUUCGAUUCAACCAGGCAUUGAGGAUGCAUGGAGAUCCCCGAUUGGCUCUGGCAAGUCUGGGACUGAAUUUAGCAUUGGGAAAUCCGGCAGCAUUGAGGCAUGCAUAUUCUCCCCACCAAGGAGCCUCGGGACUUCAUCAUCCUGUCCAUAUGGGUGGAAACGGGGUGGGUGGGAUGGAAAUGUCCCACCACCACCCACAACAUCUGUCCCAGGUCCCACCCACAUCCUCCCACCAGGCUCACCAUCCUCAACCUCAACCCACGCAAUAAGCAUCCCCUUUGAUCCAUGCAACUGGACCUCGUGAAUGCUUGAGAGAGAGUGACUCAUGUUUCAUCAUAGAGAGAUCUGUUGUUUUUUUUCCCUUUCUUUUUUCAUUGCACCGGUAGCCCGAGAUCUCCCACUGAGGGUCUCCCACAAGUGCAACACUCGUCUCA